AUGAUUACAUACGAGCAAGAUCCUGAUGUCCUCCGCUGGGGGCUCCAGCUGUUUGAAGGCGACCCGUAUUUGAAUUGCGGCUAUUCGUGCUCCAUACCGCAACACAAUACGGAUUGCUAUACGGGUCGCUACCUAAAAGGAUACCAAUACAAUAUGGAUAGCAACUAUCAACUACAAAAUGAUCUUAGUGCAGACAAUCUUCACGAGGAGCUGUCUCGACUUUCAGUAGUCGAGCCAAUCAAAUCCUUCCAGGAGGAGGCUGUUGAAAGCCAACCGACCCCGUUUUGUCCUCAAGAUUGGUUUUCUCAGUCGUUGGGAAACAACACUUAUGAAAUUGACGAUGCGAAUGUGAACGAGAAUGAAGAAGUAAAUGAGUUGGGGGUUGCGGGUUCAUGUUCGAGCCCGGGAGAUGAAAUGUAUCCUGAAGAGGAUUGGUCAUAUUUGCUUGACUUAAUGGACGAGUAUGCUUUUAAUGGCGAAGUGGGUAAAAGGUUGAACCAGAUGGUUCCAAUUCCACAUAUUCCGAAAAUUAAUGGCGAUAUACCCUCCAUAGAUGAUGCAACAUUAGAUUAUCAAAGGCUUCGGGACAGAUUACAGAUGUAUGAGUUGGUAGAAUUCAAAGUUCUCGGAGAUGGUAACUGCCAGUUUCGAGCUCUGUCAGACCAAUUUUAUCGUACUCCUGAGCAUCACAAAUUCGUCCGUCAGCAGAUUGUGAAACAGCUUAGGUCUUACCCAGAGAUAUACGAGGGAUACGUACCCAUGGCUUACGACCAUUAUCUGUCGAACAUGUCCAAGAACGGAGAGUGGGGAGAUCAUGUCACUCUGCAAGCUGCUGCAGAUUGUUAUGGUAUGAAAGUAUUCGUCAUAACAUCGUUUAAGGAUACUUGUUAUAUUGAGAUUCUUCCACACGUUCAAAAAUCUGAACGAGUUAUUUUCUUGAGUUUCUGGGCAGAGGUUCAUUACAACUCAAUAUAUCCUCAAGGAGAUUGCCCCGCAGCUCGGACCACAAACAAGAAGAAGUGGGGGCAGGCUGCUGCUCAACAUGAAGAACAUAUGGAAUUAACCGAUGAUUUUGAUUAA
Molecule: messenger RNA, 1080 nt
Organism: Striga hermonthica
Lineage: Eukaryota; Viridiplantae; Streptophyta; Magnoliopsida; Lamiales; Orobanchaceae
Source: the annotation of a GenBank genome assembly